GGCGCGGCGCAUGCGCCGCAGACGCAAAGCAUUGUGGGCAACGCAGUUCUACUCAUCGACAACGCCGUGUUACAAAAGCCCAAACACUGGCGGGCGCGUGUCGGUAUUGUCUGCAGACGUGUGUUGCAGUCAGCGUCUCGCUGUGUGGUGGUUCACACUGAGAGUGAAGUUAGUUUUCCGGCUACACGCUGAUAGAAGAACAUCUGGAUUCAUCCGCUGCAUGUUCUACAGCUGGAGAUCUUCCUCUGCACCAAGGCGACUCCUGACGCUCAGAAACCAGAGAUCACCAACUCCUCUUCUCUUCACCUGUUCGUUCACCAGUGUUUGCACCAUGUCAGAUAAGAAACGGAAGGCCGCUCCUGCCAGUAAAGGGCCCGCAUCCAAGCAGCAGAAGGUGGUCCCCAUGAAGCAGGAGGAGAAGCAGCAGCAGCAGAAGCCUGAGGGCUGGCUGCAGGACCUGCUCAUGAAGCAGAGGUCAAGGGUGAAGGGGGCUAAUUUCAACAAGAAGCGUCUUCGAUUUAUAUCUGACACUGAGAAUAUGAAGCAGGACUCAGAGGGAGUCCUGUACUGGAUGUCUAGAGACCAAAGAAUACAAGAUAACUGGGCUCUGAUCCACGCACAGAAACUUGCUGUGAAGAAAAACCUUCCUCUGCAUGUUUGCUUCUGCUUGUUCGUCCCAAAGUCAGAACUGUCUACUCUGAGGCAUUACAGCUUCCUGCUGAACGGACUGAAAGAAGUCGCAGAGGAAUGUAAAGCCUUAGACAUCCAGUUCCACCUACUCCACGGUGCAGCAGGGGACGUUCUCCCCGGGUUUGUGUCUGACCGCAGCCUGGGGGCGGUGGUGACAGACUUCUCCCCUCUCAGAGAACCUCAAGAGUGGUUAGAGGACAUCAAAAAGAAGCUUCCAAAGGACAUCCUCUUCAAACAGGUUGACGCCCAUAACGUUGUUCCCUGCUGGGAAGCAUCACCUAAACAGGAAUACUCCGCCAGGACGAUCAGAGGAAAAAUCACCAAACUUCUGCCUGAUUUCCUCACUGAUUUCCCUCCGGUAGAGAAACAUCCCGUCACUGCUACAAGAACUGCUAAACCAAUAAAGUGGGAGAAAACUCUGGCCUCGCUGUCGGUUGACAGAGAGGUCGGGGAGCCGGAGUGGGCCAAGCCUGGCACCAAGGCGGGGUUGGCCAUGUUGGAGUCCUUCAUUGAUGUACGCCUCAAAGUGUAUGACAACCAACGCAACGACCCAAAUGUCAACGCCCUCAGCCAGCUCUCCCCCUGGCUCCGCUUCGGCCACAUCUCGGCUCAGCGCGUGGCGUUGCAGGUUGAGAGCAGUGGGAAAAAGGCAGGUCAGAACAUCUCCUCCUUCAUCGAGGAGCUGGUGGUGCGUAGGGAGCUGACGGACAACUUCUGCUUCUACAACAAGAAAUAUGACAGGGUGGAGGGUGCAUAUGAAUGGGCUCAGAAGACCUUGAAGGACCACGCAAAAGACGAGAGGCCGUAUUUCUACACACGGGAGCAGCUGGAGAAAGCACAGACACACGACAAACUCUGGAAUGGAGCUCAGUACCAGAUGGUCACUGAAGGGAAGAUGCAUGGAUUCUUGAGGAUGUACUGGGCCAAAAAGAUUCUGGAGUGGACAUCGUCACCAGAGGAGGCGCUCUCUAUCGCCCUUUAUCUAAAUGAUCGCUAUGAGCUGGAUGGCCAGGACCCUAAUGGUUUUGUUGGGUGUAUGUGGUCUAUCUGUGGCAUCCACGACCAGGGCUGGGCAGAGAGACCUGUUUUCGGAAAGAUCCGCUACAUGAACUACAAAGGCUGCCUCAGGAAGUUUGACGUCCUCAAGUUUGAGAAAAAGUACUGUCCUAAAAACCUGUGAACUUAACUCUAUUGGAGAAAGGGAAGAAAACACAGGAGUUGGUCAACGUCUACACCAGCAUCUCUAGUGGCAGAUUUUAUCUUGUCGUUCACUGCUACAAGUCUAAAAUAUUAAGUUUAUUAUCAUAAUGUUCUAUCAUUACUGUAACUGUUCUCUGGUGUUUGACUGCACCUCAGGUGAUUUGUGGUGCAGAAAGAUGUUUUUACCUUGUCAUUAUGUUACAUAUUUACAACAGCUUCUACUUUUGAUUUUUAAAGAAGUUGCCUUGUUUGGGAACACUGUGUUCCUUUUUUUUUUAAGAACUUUCAACAAAUAUAAAGUCAUAAACCGUUUUCUCUUCAGCAAA
Messenger RNA from Paralichthys olivaceus (Japanese flounder), 2216 nucleotides. RefSeq names its product CPD photolyase (gene cpdp). Gene Ontology annotation, molecular function: deoxyribodipyrimidine photo-lyase activity. Gene Ontology annotation, biological process: photoreactive repair. Lineage: Eukaryota; Metazoa; Chordata; Actinopteri; Pleuronectiformes; Paralichthyidae. The record is from RefSeq and is a predicted model, not a curated record.